Molecule: messenger RNA, 1176 nt
Organism: Penicillium malachiteum
Lineage: Eukaryota; Fungi; Ascomycota; Eurotiomycetes; Eurotiales; Aspergillaceae
Exons: 7
Coding region: 1-1176 (391 amino acids)
Molecular function (GO): iron ion binding; oxidoreductase activity, acting on paired donors, with incorporation or reduction of molecular oxygen; monooxygenase activity
Source: RefSeq, a predicted model, not a curated record
AUGUUUACUUCCACCCGCUGGCGGCUUAUCCUGGCCCAUUGUUGGCGCGAUCAUCUUUGGUAUGGCGUUUCUGGUACACCAUGCAAGGUCGAAGCCAUCGAAAAAUUCAAGAACAGCAUCUGCGCUAAGGUUCCGUCUUCCGAGUGUCGCCCAACGAGCUCUUUCGCCUCGAUAAAUUCCUGGAAACAAAUAUAUGGGGCUCCGAUUGCUGCUCGAUCGCACUUCAUAAAAGGCGAGCUUUAUGAAAUUUACGGGGCAGGUAUCAGAACUGGCUGCAUUGAUAGUGAGCGGGAUCCAAAGGUACAUGCAGAGAAGAAGAAGAACCUCACCCCGACCUUUUCGACAAAAGCCUUACAGGCCCAAGAUCCAAUUAUUCAGCGACACAUUGAUCGGUUUGGACUGGAUGUCGUCAAAUGGUAUGAGAUGAUUGCGUUUGAUAUUCUGGGAGAAAUGGCGUUUGGCGAGAGCUUCCAUUGCGUGGAACGUGAGGAACAUCAUUUCUGGAUCAAACUGAUUCUGGACCAUCUUCUUGAGAUAACGUUGUACGCAAUCGUCAUUCAGGAUACAGUCGAGCAAAAGUUGAAGAGUAUUAUUCCAUCUGAUUUUCGUGGAAAUGAUAUGCUGACAUGGAGCAGACGUCUGAGCAGUACCUCCUCUCGCCAGGACUUUUUCACAGAUCUUGCUGAGAAGGUAAAAAGUGGUCAGAUUGAUAAGGAAGAAAUGACGGCCCACGCAUCAACCUUGAUCAUUGCAGGAGGAGAGACGGUCGCCAUUUGUCUUGCAGCAGCGACAUAUUAUCUCCUCACGACUCCGGCCGCAUACGCACGACUGAAAAGGGAGAUUCGAGGACGCUAUCAAUCGUAUGAGGAGAUAGAUGCUUCCUCAGCUUUACAGCUAGACUAUUUGCAAGGCAUGAUCAAUGAGGCACUCCGAAUUCUCCCACCUAGUUCCCAAGGUUUUCCGCGUAUCUCACCAGGGCUUGAGAUUGACGGAUAUUACGUUCCCAGUGGAACUGAAGUAUAUACCAGUGCAUGGACAGUGACUCAUGAUCCGCAAUACUUCAAAGAUCCAGAAACAUUCCGACCUGGGCAUUGGAGAGACCCUAAGUGUACGGACCAAAAAGAGGCCAGCCGGCCAUUUUCACUGGGGCUUCGAGCAUGCAUCGGUCGCAAGUAA